Molecule: messenger RNA, 633 nt
Organism: Penicillium arizonense
Lineage: Eukaryota; Fungi; Ascomycota; Eurotiomycetes; Eurotiales; Aspergillaceae
Exons: 3
Coding region: 1-633 (210 amino acids)
Biological process (GO): cellular response to oxidative stress
Source: RefSeq, a predicted model, not a curated record
AUGUCCACUUCAUCCCUAAUCUCCCUAGCCCAGAACAGGCGCACGAUCUACAAACUAGGCAAAGCCAGCCCAGUCCAAGACGUAGACCCCAAGAUCGAAGAAUUGGUCAAUGAAGCCAUCCUCCACGUCCCCAGUUCUUUCAACACCCAGUCUACACGGCUAGUCGUCCUCCUGCACGGUGAGCAUGACAAACUGUGGGAUAUUGCCAUUGAGGCCUUUGGCGGGCUUGUUAAGUCUGGGAAGGUUUCUCAGGAGAUGUGGGAGAAUCAGACUUUGCCUAAACUGAAGGGGUUCCAGGCUGCUUAUGGCACGGUCCUUUUCUUCGAAGAUCCAGCCCAUAUCAAACCCUUCCAAGAGAAAUUCCCUCCCUUCAAGGAUUAUUUUGCGCCGUGGGCUGAGCAUUCUAAUGCUAUGCAUCAGUAUUUCCUCUGGACCGGUCUCGAAGCCCUAGGCUUCGGCGCAAACUUGCAACACUAUAACCCUCUUAUCGAUGCAGGUGUGGCCAAGCAGUGGAAUCUGCCUAGUGAGUGGCGGCUUGUUGCGCAGAUGGUUUUUGGGAGUCCUGAGGCUGGCCCUGGGGAGAAGGUGCAGAAGCCUGUUGAGGACAGGGUUAAGAUUUUUGGGAAGUUGUAG